UUUCACAAGUUGUUUUCUUUUGGGUGACUUUUGCAAUCUAUACAAUUCACCAUGGGAGUCUCAACCUACACACAUGAUUAUUCAUCCCCUGUCGCUCCAUCGCGCAUGUUCAAGGCCUUGAUCACAGACUCAAGAACUUUGCUUCCAAAGCUCUUGCCACAGUUCAUAAAAGAGGUCAAAGUAAUCCAAGGAGAUGGAGAAGCUGGAAGCAUAGAACAAGUCAACUUUGCUGAAGCUAGCCCCUUUAAAUAUUUAAAACACAGGAUUGAUGAGGUUGAUAAUGACAACUUGGUGUGCAAAUACACUAUGAUUGAAGGAGAUCCAUUGGGUGACAAGCUUGAGUCUAUAGCAUAUGAGGUUAAGUUUGAGGCCAUUAGUGAUGGGGGUUGCCUUUGUAAAAUGACAAGCAAAUACAAUAUCAUUGGUGAGAUUGAAGUCAAAGAGGAAGAGAUAAAGGAAGGAAGGGAAAGCUCCUUAGGAAUUUGCAGGGUUGUGGAAGCCUACCUGUUGGAGAAUCCACUAGUCUAUGCUUGAUUAUUCUAGUUGUUUUUGUCAAGUAUACAGAUAUUGUUCAAAAGCAAGUUUAUUCAAUUUUUGAAUAACAGUGUGCACUCGAAUAUAGGGACACAGAUUGUUUACAAAAUAUUGAACUCCCUAAUAAGUCCUUAGCCAUCAAGGGCAUAAAAGUGGUUUGGCAAAUAUUUGUACUUUGGUAGUAACAAAGAUUGGAAAUUC
This is a messenger RNA of Abrus precatorius (Indian licorice), 735 nucleotides long. Its product is annotated as pathogenesis-related protein STH-2-like. The transcript is spliced from 2 exons. The record is from RefSeq and is a predicted model, not a curated record. The coding region runs from base 52 to 534 and encodes 160 amino acids. NCBI's taxonomy places the organism in Eukaryota, Viridiplantae, Streptophyta, Magnoliopsida, Fabales, Fabaceae. Gene Ontology annotation, molecular function: protein phosphatase inhibitor activity; signaling receptor activity; abscisic acid binding. Gene Ontology annotation, cellular component: nucleus; cytoplasm. Gene Ontology annotation, biological process: abscisic acid-activated signaling pathway; defense response.